AGCGAGCGGCGAACGGGGGUGCGAAACGCGAUGGUGGUGCAACGUGCGUGCAGCCUCCUCCGUCCGGGACUGUGUCGCCGCGGUGUUUAGGUUCGCGAUUUCGCAUGAUGCGGUGGUGGACUGUGUUGGUGGUGCUGGGGGUGGCGGGGGCCGACGUGGACCCGUUUGUUGAGCCCAAGCACUCGACCCUCAGCACGCGCACCGUGCGAACUAAGUACGGCGACGUGCGUGGCGUUGUGUGGGAGCUUGACGGGCGCCACCUGGGCCCUGUUGAGGUCUUCCGCGGCAUUCCGUACGCGUCGCCGCCGGUUGGAAAUCUCAGGUUCAUGCCGCCCGUCAACGGCGCCCAGUGGAAAGGGACCAAAAUGGCAGACCGCUUCAGUCCCGUGUGUCCGCAGCGGCUGCCGGACAUCGCCGACGAGCAGGAGGCGCUCCGCAGAAUGCCCAAGGGACGCUACGAGUACCUCCGCAGGCUGCUCACCUACCUGCAGGACCAGAGCGAAGACUGCCUCUACCUUAAUAUUUACGCACCCGCCCAUUCCGGAGGAAGAGAGGCCGAAGGCAAAUACCCGGUGAUGGUCUACAUCCAUGGCGAGUCUUUCGAGUGGAAUUCGGGCAACCCUUACGAUGGCUCGGUGCUCGCCAGCUACGGCGGGGUCGUCUUCGUCACCAUCAACUAUCGACUCGGCAUUCUCGGCUUCUUGAACGCCAACACUGACAGGUUUAUGAGAUCGCCAGCCAACUACGGCCUCAUGGACCAAAUUGCGGCCCUCCACUGGGUGCAGGAAAAUAUCGCCGCGUUCGGAGGCGACCCCAGCAACGUCACCAUCGUCGGACACAGCACUGGCGCGGCCUGCAUCAAUCUUCUCAUGACCUCUAGUGCAAUACCUGAUGGUAUGUUGUUCCACCGCGCCAUCCUGAUGAGUGGUUCGUCGCUGAGCCCGUGGGCCCUGGUGGCCGACCCGUCCAAGUUCGCGCGCCACGUGGCCAACAGCGUCAACUGCAGCGUCGACGUGUCUGACAACCACGUUUUGAAGUGUCUGCGCGACCGCCCGUUGGAGGCCAUCAUGCGCGUGCCGGCGCCGCCGCUGUACCCGCAGGACGGCGCCCUGGACAUGGUUUCUGGUGGCCACUUUGCGGCCACGGCCUUCGGGCCCAGCGUGGAUGGCGUGGUGAUCGACGCGCCGCCGCCGAUGGCCAACACGUGGAGUCCUGGCCAGCAACGCGUCAACUCCAAUUUCGGUGCCAUCCUGGACACUCUGAGUGGCAUCGGCGGCGGCAACAGCGGCGCCUCCAGUGUCAACCCUGAGGAGAUGAUGCAAAAGAAGUACAUCGACCGACUCGGCAGGUACGAUCUGCUGUUUGGAGUGGUGCGCGCCGAGGCGUACUUUGUGUUCGCGGCGGAAGACAUCCAGUACGGGAUCGAAAGCGAGCGUCGCGGAAAGUUGCUGAAAGCUUUCGUCAGGGACACCUACAGGUAUCACCAGAACGAGAUCCUGGCGACGGUGGUGAACGAGUACACGGACUGGGAACGACCCGUGCAGCACCCGAUCAACAUCAGGGACGAGACGAUGGAGGCCCUCGGAGACGCGCAGGUGGUGGCGCCACUCGUGCGCACCGGCGACUUCCACUCCGUCUCCAGACCCUCCAACUCGUUUUUCUACGUCUUCGACUACCAGACCAAAUUCGGAGAUUUCCCUCAGCGGCAGGGGUGCGUGCACGGCGAGGAGCUGCCCUACAUCUUUGGCGCGCCGUUGGUGGGCGGCCUCUCGCACUUCCCUCGCAACUACACAAAGGCUGAGGUGCAGCUUUCGGAGGCCGUCAUGAUUUACUGGAGCAAUUUCGCGCGCACGGGGAACCCGAACGAGCCGCUCGAGCCAGACGCGGCGGCGAUACUGCACGGCGGCAGGAGCGAGAGAAAUCGAUUCAGGAACAUCGAGUGGCCGCCCUACGAGGCCGUGCACAAGAAGUACCUCGGCAUUGACACGAAGCCCAAGUUGAAAAACCACUACCGAGCGCACCGGCUGUCCUUCUGGCUGAACCUGGUGCCCGACCUGCACCGUCCUGGGGGGCCGGACAUCCCCGCGUCGCACCACCUGCUCAACAGCCAGGACGAGGCGGAAACCUCGCAGCGCAGCUACUUUCCGUCCCUGCCCAAGUCGAUCUGGCCAGGUAUCUCGAGUCUGAUGCCCGGCGGGACGGCCGUGCCCAGCCAGGGCGGCGGCGGCUUCAACCUGACGGCGGCCGUCAUGACCAGGGUCACCUCGAGUCCCAAAAUCGAAGAGAACGUCCAGUCGCUGCACACACCGGACAACGGCGACCAGCCUGAGGAUGGCUUUGCCGUCUACUCGACGGCCCUGUCCGUCACGGUGGCCAUCGGCUGUUCCCUGCUCAUCCUCAACGUGCUCAUCUUCGCAGGGGUUUAUUACCAGCGCGACAAGCAGAAGGUCGAGGUGAAGCGGCGCAACGAGAACGGCGGCCAAAUGUCCGGCAUGCACGGCGCUGAGCUCGAACUGGCGGCCGCCGCCGCCGCCAUGACCAGCAAGCACCAACCCCCCGACCCCGGCGGGGGCGGCGGCCAGACCCAACUGCCGCCCCCCGAGUUUGCAGACGUGCUGCCCGCGGCCCACUACUACCCCCACCACCACCACCACCACACCCUGCCGCGGCCGCCGCCACCUCCGAAGGCGGCCGCCCCGCCGCCGGAACUUCUGUCCGCCACCGGGGGGAUGCCGCCCCCGGCCGUCAUGGUCACCGCCUCCGGGACGCUGCAGCGCUCGCGGACGCACGUGCAAGAGCAGCAGGGCUCGCCGGCCGCCGGCAACACGGCCACCCUGAAGAAGGCCAACCUGCACGGCAAGGUGUCCCACCUGGCGAACUCUAUCGACGAGCUCCGAGUAUAACGGGCCCCGUUGAGUGCGCGAGCAGUCUUUCAACCUGAUGCGUGUGAGUGUUUCGGUGUCUUUACUGUGCUGCUGCCACCGGAGCAGCGUCCGCAGCCGCGAACGAGCAAAAUUAUUCAAUGAGAGAGAAAGAGUAUAGUGAGUGCAGUGAUCCACGGGAGAUUCGUUGUUUGUACACAUGAGCGUGCGUGAUUCUCUCUAUCUAGCGAGUAGUCUCACUAUUAUUGUUGCAUUUAUUAUUGUUACCUGCUGGGAUGAGAAUUUUAGUUUGUUGGCUGCAAUUAAAAUAUUUCUUUAAAAAUCGCAACUAAAACGUACUAUUAGUUGCAAAUAAUAAUCAAUAUUGUGUCGAAAAUUUCACUUUUAAUUUAUUUAGUAUUUUUAAAGAAAAAGAGGGAUUUGGUAUUUUCCAGCAACCGUCAAAUAUUUUACAACAAUUCUGACUAUAAUUCUCAUCCCUGAUUAUAUGACAAACCAAAGAAAGAGGAUUUAUACGAAACCAACGGCACUCACAACUCCUCCAGCACCACUUUUCUUCUUCUCCUGUCACUUUUUUAUUUUGAUUUUGCAGAUUUUGGCUCCUUAUGUUUUAUAUCUUUUUUUGCGCGCAGACGAUGAGCAGUUGGCGACAGAAAUCCGCAGUGAAGAGCACGUUUUUAAUAUCCUCUCUUCUCUUGUACACGAGAGAAACUUUUUAAUUUUUUAUAUAUGCCGCGCGCCCCCAAAACUUGUUGCUUUUGAGACACACGCGCAUUUUCUAUAUGAGAGGAGCGCGCGAUUUUUAAUCUGCGAGCAAGAUGUAUUAUGAAAAUCACUCAGCUCCCGUUCACCGUCGCCGCACUCUUGCCGACGGGAAAAAAUAAAAAUCUUAUUAACGUAAAAGCGUUUGAGUAAUCCCACGGUUUUAUUGAAAGAGCACGCCGUAAAAUGAAUUCUCUCCGCGAAAGGUUUACGUUUUCUAUAAUUAAAACCAGCCUCCCUUUCCGUCCCAAAAUAAAAAAUUUAGCCCUGCCCGUAAUAGACGAGACCUACGACUAAUUCCCGUUUGAUCCCCUUUUAGUUGCCAUUUUAAAUUCCGCGGACGAAAAUCGAUAACCGUAAAAGCUCGGCCGUCCUUUAAUUGGAGCCAUUUCCAACGCAAUCCGCCCUUGGAUUGAUGUCCCUUUAAGUGCCUCCUCUCCUUCGUUAACAUUUAAACAAAACACGGAGGAGCGCGCAUUUAUUCUCCUCCAAAGUGGUGGUCGCAUGAACUCUCCGUACGUGCAACGUCUCGAGUUUUAUUUCACCCGGCCGGCCGGCAACUCUCUCUUGCCGAGUCGUAAAUCGCAUCUGUGGUUUUCUGUUGCCGACCAACGCUCUGUAAAUACAGCAGCAGAAGGGUUGAUAAACUCGACAUUUUCACUUGGAAAAGUACGUUGCUGAACCGGGUGCCAGUUCGCCACUGCGCACAUUUUUGCGGUUAUUGAUGACCGUUCAAAGGGUUGGCAGUCGUACACAUCGAGCCUAAUGAGAUAUGAAAACGCAAAUUCUGGUGGCCAUUGUCAUGAGGAUUUCAAACAUAAUAUCCUCUAAUCACUUUGAUGAAAACCACUAAAAUUUUUAAAAGGCCAUCGGAAUUUUUGAUUUCCUAAUGAUGGUCAACGGUUUCCAGCCCUGUAAUUGCCCUUAAUUAGGAGAGAAAACGCCCUUCCCUGCUACAUCCUUUCCCUCCUCCUAACUAAAAGUUCCAAAAAAAAAGAAGUGCUUAAAUCGUAACGCUGACCAAAAAACUCAAAAAGUAUGUUAUGGUAGCGAUCUCGUGUUGGACGCGGAUCGCCACACAUUGAUAUUGUCUCAUCUCAAAACCUUUUUGUCCUAACCCGAAGAUGAUUGAUUAGCUCUUCGAUUCGGCCUCUAUAUAUUGUGACGCAAAAGAUAUUAAAAGCUCUUGGUGAAUUUCACUCCAAUGAGCUUCUGUUGGAUUAAAAAUUAUGUCGCCAGGGUUCGGAACAAAAUAACUCUCACACACUUACGAGAAAAACGCUCAAUGUUUUUAUAUUUGACCAAUGCCACUAUGUAUAUUGUUAGAGGAAAGAAUAAAGAAAAAUUAAUACACGUUUAAAUCUUUGUGGAGAGAGAAUAAGAAAAAUCAUGCAAAAAUCGCUCUGUUCUCCGAUCGAUUGACAAGAACUCUGUGUACAUAAAGGGGAAAACUUUCGGACGUGAAGUUUGGAUUUUAAAACCUCUACAUUUUUUACUUUUAAUGCAAGAAAAAAAAUUAUGUAUUAGAGACAAAAACUGUGACUUUCAGCCAUAGAUUAUUAUAUACAUAACUGCAAAAUGAAAUAGCAACAGUGAUUAUUUGUUCGUUUCGACCAGUGUGUACGUGCAUGAUUAAAAAAUCUCAAACCCCAGCAUCUCAGUCAGUAACUAAUUAACUACACACUUGAUUGUUCCCCCUUUUGGUGAUCGCAAAAAUUGUAAAAAAAAAAUAUACGAACUUUGAAUAAAAACUGGAGAGAUGAGAGAGCGCCUCGAUGUAUAAAAAAUAGCCAUAAUAGAGAAGGGCGCGCAGACACGGUAUGUUUCAUAUGCCUGCUGAUGGAAAGUAUAUAUUAUUUUAAUUGGAAACAAACAACUGUUUGUAUGACUGAUAAAUAAAAGUCA
Neocloeon triangulifer is the source of this 5549-nucleotide messenger RNA. Its product is annotated as neuroligin-4, X-linked-like. Gene Ontology annotation, cellular component: cell surface; postsynaptic membrane; synapse. The coding region runs from base 105 to 2903 and encodes 932 amino acids. The transcript has 9 exons. The record is from RefSeq and is a predicted model, not a curated record. Lineage: Eukaryota; Metazoa; Arthropoda; Insecta; Ephemeroptera; Baetidae. Gene Ontology annotation, biological process: chemical synaptic transmission; synaptic vesicle endocytosis; presynaptic membrane assembly. Gene Ontology annotation, molecular function: neurexin family protein binding; signaling receptor activity.